UUUUUCUUCUUCAUUGAACUGGUCUCUUUAUUUCUCUUCUUCAGGACUCUUCUCUUUCUCUCUUCAUCAGUUUCUUUCAUGGGCACAGAUCAGACACAUUCAUUAACUCCAAGCAUUUAAGAGCCGCACGAGAACCCUGCAUGUUUCACCUUCCUUAAUUUUCUUCAUUUGUUUUUGUCUAGCUUCUACCAUUACAAGCUCAUCUUUCACCUCUUUCAACUCUAAGUUUCCUGGAUCAACCUCAAGUUUAAGAGACCCUCUACAGGAGAAUUGGCAGAGAGGGACAGGCAUAAAUUAAGAUGCCACAGGAAACAAAUUACUCCAGUUCAAUUUUAACCUCUCCUUGCAAGAAUUUGAGAGGAUUAAAGUCUUUGGUAUCAAACAAUGAAGCUUCUUCAUACACUGAAGAGAUUAUUAAUGACUAUGAACUUGCUCAAAGAAAAGCUGAAGAAGCAGCUGCAAGGAGGUAUCAAGCAGCUGAAUGGCUAACGCAGAUGGACCAAGGUGCAUCAGGGGUCCUACCCAAAGAACCCUCUGAAGAAGAAUUUCGCCUUGCUCUUCGCAAUGGCCUCAUUUUGUGCAAUGUGCUUAACAAAGUCAAUCCUGGAGCUAUUCUUAAGGUGGUGGAAAAUCCAAUUAUUGCUGUUCAGUCAACAGAGGGAGCAGCACAGUCUGCAAUUCAGUAUUUUGAGAACAUGAGGAACUUCCUUGUGGCUGUUAAGAAUAUGCAGCUCUUGACUUUUGAAGCAUCUGACUUGGAAAAGGGAGGCUCAUCAAGUAAAGUUGUGGAUUGCAUUCUUUGUUUGAAAGGAUAUUAUGAGUGGAGGCAAUCUGGAGGAAUUGGGGUGUGGAGGUAUGGAGGGACUGUCAAGAUCACUUCCUUCCCAACCCGCCCACCCUCCUUGGUUGGUAGUGAAAGCGCUGAUGAUUCCUUUGAUGAAUCUGAAUCAUCACAAUAUGAACAACUAUUGGAGUUUCUUCAUUUUUCCAAUGAGGUCUCCAUUGAAGAAUCCAAGACUGCAAAUGCUCUGGCAUUCCUUUUUGAUCGUUUUGGACUUCGACUUCUACAGGCUUACCUUAGAGAGACUAAUGGGAUGGAAGAGUUUCCUUUGAAUGCAAUGGUUAUUGAUACUUUACUCAGCAAGGUAGUUAAGGAUUUCUCAGCAUUGCUGGUUUCCCAAGGCACUCAACUUGGACUGUUCUUGAAAAAAAUUUUGAAAGGUGAAGUUGGCCCUCUAACAAGAGCUGAUUUUAUGGAGGCCAUUUCGCAAUAUCUUGGUCGGAAAGCUAGUUUGGUAUCUGGUGAUUUCUCCAAAUUCUGUGUUUGUGGUGGGAAACGUGAAGUUGUUCAACAUACAGUUAAUCAAUGUACAGGUCAUGAAGAAGUGAUUGAUUUUCAAGAGAAACAACUUCAGGAGUUGAAACAACAAUAUCAGGAAACAAAAGAAGAAGUCCAACAAAUUCAAUCAAAUUGGGAGGAUGAACUCAAUCGUCUUGAACAUUAUAUUAAAAAUCUUGAAGUGGCCUCUUCUUCAUACCAGAAGGUUUUAGAGGAAAACCGAGUACUUUACAAUCAAGUCCAAGAUCUUAAAGGAACAAUAAGAGUUUACUGUAGAGUUAGGCCAUUUUUACCAGGGCAAUCCUAUGGACAAUCAACUGUUGAUUAUAUUGGUGAAAAUGGAAAUAUCAUGGUUGUAAAUCCUUUCAAACAAGGCAAAGAUGCAAGAAAGAUGUUCUUAUUCAAUAAGGUGUUUGCACCAAAUGUCUCACAAGAGCAAAUAUAUGUCGAUACUCAACCAUUGAUCAGGUCGGUUCUGGAUGGUUAUAAUGUCUGCAUAUUUGCAUAUGGACAGACUGGCUCCGGAAAAACAUAUACGAUGAGUGGCCCAGAUUUAACAACAGAGGAGACAUGGGGUGUAAACUACCGAGCUCUGCGUGACUUAUUUCAAAUAUCAAAGACAAGGGGCGACGCUAUAAAGUAUGAGGUUGGAGUCCAGAUGAUUGAAAUAUACAAUGAACAAGUUAGAGAUUUGUUAGUCAGUGAUGGCUCCAAUAGAAGAUUAGACAUACGUAACACUGCUCAGUCGAAUGGCCUUAAUGUACCAGAUGCAAGUUUGAUUCCUGUUGCAAGCACUGAAGAUGUUCUUGAUUUGAUGAAAAUUGGCCAGAAGAAUCGUGCUGUUGGCGCCACUGCUCUAAAUGAGCGAAGCAGUCGUUCUCACAGUGUUUUGACAGUUCACGUCCUGGGAAAAGAAUUAGUCACAGGAUCCAUUCUUAAGGGUUGCCUUCAUCUAGUGGAUUUGGCUGGAAGCGAAAGAGUUGAUAAAUCUGAAGCAGUUGGUGAGAGGUUGAAGGAAGCUCAACAUAUAAACCGAUCACUUUCAGCGCUUGGAGAUGUCAUCUCAGCUCUUGCGCAAAAGAGUACACAUAUUCCUUACAGGAACAGCAAGCUUACUCAAGUAUUGCAGGAUUCUCUAGGUGGGCAAGCGAAAACAUUAAUGCUUGUGCACAUAAAUCCUGAAUCAAAUGCAAUUGGAGAGACCAUUAGUACACUCAAGUUUGCCGAGAGGGUGUCCUCCAUAGAACUUGGUGCUGCCAAAUCCAACAAAGAAAGUGGUGAAAUUCAAGAACUUAAAGAAGAGAUAUCAAACCUCAAACAACAAUUAGAGAGAAAGGAGGCGGAGUUGGAACAACUAAAAGGUGCAAGUACAAGAAACACAACAGAAACUCAAAAACCAAGAGCAGUUUCGCCUUUUCAAGUGCCAAAAUGCGGUAUCAGUGGUAACUUGAAGCCUGAUUCAAAUCAAAUUGAGGCCAGAAGCUGUUCUUCAGGCAAGCAAAGGAGGUCAAGAUUUCCUUCCGCCUUCACGGACAAGGAACAACUACCUAGAAUGCCUCUUUCGUCUGAAGAUAGAAUAGUAGAGUCUUCAAAGACAAGAACACCAUCCCCUUCUGUUAGAAGAUCAAUAUCAACUGAUAGAGGAGCUGUUAUCAGAAACAGGGUGAAGGCUGAAACAAUUGAGAACCAACCAGUUGGUCGAGUUCCAUUUCCUGCCAGAGUACCAGUCAAUAAGUCCAUUGCAGUAUUACCAUCAGUCACACAGUCAACAGAUAACAACAACUCCAAGGUAUAUAUAGGUCCACAAGAAACAAAAAAGCAGGAUAAUGUAUCAGAUACACUGUCCAGCCUCCAAAAGGUCACCUCGCGAAGAGUUUACCCAGAUCAUGAAGAUGACCAAUUCAGGCAAGCACUUAAUAUAAGACAAGGUGGCAUCAGAAAAAGCAAGCCAGAGAGCAAGGCAAAGUCGAAGCAUCAACUGCCAUCUAGGAUCCAGAAAUCUGAUACGGGGAUUUCAUUGCUUUCUGAUAUUGAUGCUGGUGAAAAGAUUGAGGAGGCUAGAACAAAUGACUUCUCUGAGAGAGAAAAUGAGGUUCUACUUGUGCCAGCGGUGAAUGAUGCCUUGAAGGCAAAGAAAGUUCGACAAAACUUCUCAAGGAAUUCACAAAAUCUUGAACCAAGGGGACAAGUGCAGCAAGCAGAACCAGCUUUGGCUGCAAAACACGAAAACAAGCUUCCAAUUGGUCAAAAUCAGCAAGCAAAGGAAGGAAGCAACACAUCAAUGCCGGAACUUAGGAGGAGUCGAUCAACUCCUCGAGGAAAGUUUUUGGUAAUGCCUUGAGGAUUCACAGUAUACAGAAAUGAAAUUCAUUGCCACCAAUAAUUUUAUUAUUUUUUGUACAUUCACUGUUCACGUUGGAGUCUUGAGUUGCAUAAUAUUUUUACUUUUCAACCAGAAUUCUGAGCAUGUUUUGGAGAUUGAAUUGUGGAACUUCUUCCUCUAUAGUGGAAUAUAAAAUAUAUAUGUAUUUUCUUA
Mangifera indica (mango) is the source of this 3875-nucleotide messenger RNA. Its product is annotated as kinesin-like protein KIN-14F. The transcript has 17 exons. NCBI's taxonomy places the organism in Eukaryota, Viridiplantae, Streptophyta, Magnoliopsida, Sapindales, Anacardiaceae. The record is from RefSeq and is a predicted model, not a curated record. Gene Ontology annotation, biological process: microtubule-based movement. The coding region runs from base 300 to 3680 and encodes 1126 amino acids. Gene Ontology annotation, molecular function: ATP binding; microtubule motor activity; microtubule binding.